Messenger RNA from Trichoplusia ni (cabbage looper), 1243 nucleotides. RefSeq lists its product as uncharacterized. NCBI's taxonomy places the organism in Eukaryota, Metazoa, Arthropoda, Insecta, Lepidoptera, Noctuidae. The coding region runs from base 49 to 441 and encodes 130 amino acids. The transcript has 4 exons. The record is from RefSeq and is a predicted model, not a curated record.
AUAAAUUAGGAAAAAUACCAACUCUAGACUUGCGCAAGUAACCAAGGAAUGUAUUAUAUAAAGAUUAUGUUGAGUUUCAUUAUGCUGCUGGCGAUAUUAGUAAUUACAACGGAAGGGCGCAACAAGAAGGUGGUGAUCCACGUGCCGUACAAAGUGAAGAAGAUCAGACACACGCACACGGUGUACAAGACGAUACACCAUCACCACACGCACCACGAACCCCACGUAGACCACGAAGAACACGAGCAUUUCCACCACAUGCACAUACACGAUGAGCCGCCUUCAGGGCAGCACAGCCAGCCGGUCCCGGGGAUCGGGAUCCCGGAAUUUCUUCCGGACCUUCCGGAUUCCGCGCUCGACAUCCCUGAUGUGCCGUCUCACGAGUAUCCAGUCUUACCCGGUCGUCACAUCGCACAUGUUCCGCUCUAUAGAAGGAAUUAGAGUAAACAUCAAAACUAUUGUUGUGAGGUGUGACCAGCCAUAAUCAAAAAUGCGUUACGAAAAAAUAUUUAUAAACUCUUCAAUCGGCAAAUAUUGUAACGUAUUGUAAUCACGAAAUAUAUAAAAAGGUAUGAUUUGACAGCUUCAAACAUAUACUUAAUUAAGUUGUUAGAAUAUACGGAAACUUAAAAUAUUGUACAAAUAAAUAGUAAAAAUAAAUCUGCUCUACGUUUCUGUAAACUAAAGACUGACUUGACUAUUGUAACUAAUUUACUAGAACUAUCCUUAGAUAAGUAUUAUAGGGACUUUGAUAAAUGCUGAAUAAUGCAAUGGAAUAAUUUAAUUCUACUCUUUGAGUCUUGUAUUCGAAUCGGUGACUCCUUUUUGUAUUAUUCCGAUAUUUGAACCAGUCGAUACGGUCAUAAAACGCCACCGAGCUGUGACUCAUUGAAAUGUAAUUUUACACGACUGUUAUGAUAUUUUAAUAUGCUUAUAACUUGCUGCUGAUUUAUUCUUUUUAGGACAAUAUGGUCCUUAUAAGUGCACGAGUAUUUAUAACGCAAGCUGGCAUCAUCUUUUUUCCUGGUGCUAGCGAAAUUCGUUAAUCUUCAUUAGAAUUCGUAGAUAUAUUAUAUUACUCCCAGAUUAGUUUGCGAAAACGAAUAAUAAUAAUUGAAUGCUCUUGAUAUUGUAUUAUCUUCCAAUUUCCACUUUAUUUAAAAGACAAAGCUGGCGAACGCAUCGAUUAAUUAUCAUAUGUUUUAUUAUAUAAGUUUAGGUAAUUGGUUACUGAUAAAUAAAG